UUCUUUAGUUUUAAAACAGCCCCGUUGGACGAACCCGUUUUGCUCAACCCGCGAGCAAUAAGACAGAACUACAGCUCCCAGAAGGCCUUUCGUUGGCGUAGGCCCAGUUGCCAGAAAUUACUGGAUGAAGCGCCUCAGCCGGAGACCAAUCAGAGCUCUAGGUGCUCUUUGGCGGAUGUUUCCUCCUCCUCCUGUGGAGAAGUGGGAGACUUUGAAAAGUUUCCAGGAUUGUGUUUCUAGUCACGAAAUAUAUGAACAUGGCAAGUAAGAAACUGAGAAGAGCAGGGUUGCCGCAGGAGCUUUGUAAGAGACUCAGUCGACAUCAGAUCACUACUUGUCAGGAUUUUUUAUGUCUUUCACUACUGGAGUUAAUGAAAGUGACUGGACAGAGUUAUUGGAAUGUGCAGAAGCUUCUUCACACAGUCAGCCAAGCCUGUGCUCCCAGAAUGCAAACUGUUUAUGAAAUGAAAAUGAAAAGAACCACCAACCCUUCAUCAGCAUUCUUGCCCACAACACUGGGAGAUCUGGAUAAAAUAUUGCAUGGUGGGAUUGCCUGUGGCUCUCUUACAGAGAUAACUGGUCCAUCAGGUUGUGGCAAGACUCAGUUUUGUAUUAUGAUGAGCUUGCUGGCGACAUUUCCUACCAGCUUGGGAGGAUUGGAUGGGGCAGUUAUAUAUAUUGAUACAGAAUCUGCAUUCAGUGCUGAAAGGCUUCUUGAGAUGGCACAGCACCGUUUUCCUAAUUAUUUUGCCACAGAAGAAAAGCUGGUUUUAAUUGCCAGCAAAAUUCAUCUUUAUCGGGAAUUCACCUGUCACAGUGUGUUGAAAAGGAUUGAAUCUUUGGAAGAAGAAAUUAUUUCAAAGAAUGCCAAACUAGUAGUAAUUGAUUCUGUUGCUUCUGUAGUCAGAAAAGAGUUUGAUGCAAAACUUCAGGGCAACCUGCAGCAAAGGAGCAACUUGCUGACUAGGGAGGCAUCAAUAUUGAAGUACUUGGCUGAAGAAUUUUCAAUACCAGUUAUCUUGACGAAUCAGAUUACCACGUGGCUGAGCGAUGGCCUUGCUGUGCAGGCAGACCUGCUGUCUCCAGCUGAUGACUUCUCUCUGUCUGAAAGCUCUAGAAAUGAAGAGUCUGGCUAUGUGACCGCAGCACUAGGGAAUACUUGGAGUCAUAGCGUGAAUACAAGACUCAUCUUGCAGUAUCUGGAUUCACAAACAAGACAGCUUCUGGUUGCAAAGUCCCCGAUUGCGCCAUUCACAUCUUUCCUGUACAGAAUUGAAAAUUCAGGGUUCAUUCUCCAAGGUAAGACCAUGAGUGAGUUUUGCAUACUGAAAUGCCAGAAGUCUUACAUUUGUUCUUGCAUCACCUGCACAUCAAGUACAUUUCCUAUUGAGAGACGUUUUCGCUUCAGCAAGGCAAAAAUGAACAAUAUGGCAGCCUGCCAGUGUUGCUACACCUAUUGUUAUUGGAGUCAGUUAUUGCAGGAGACCGACCAAGAGGCUGCAUGUUUAUCUACAGUGGUGUGGUUCAGAAGGUUAUAUAGGUUUUAUAUAGGGCUUAGUCAACUCCCAUUGUUUUCAGUGGGUCUAAGCACUACUAAAUCAACCCGUUGUGUUAACAAAAAAUGAUUGGGGUGGUGGUGGUGGAGUGUGCCAGUCCAAAAUCUAUCCCUGAUGCCACUGCACAUAGAGGGUAAUGGGAGAAAAGUAACUUCCAGACAAGGCCAUAUUAGGGUUCUUUGAGCCAGCUAAGAAGAUGGCGAAAAGCAGCAUAAAAGGGAAAACUUUUCCCCACCCCUAAAGGAAGCUUCUUGAGAGGUGUCAGGUAAAAAGCAUGAUAUCUACGCUGGUGGCAGAAGAACAUUUUCGUGCUAAUGAAUGGGCUGUAUUCCACGGUCUGACAGCAGAGGCAACAUUUCCAUUCAUUCAUUAUUGUUGUGUAUUAUUGUGUGAGGCAGUCAGUGUCAGGAGGAGAACACAUUCAAAGUAUGUGACAAGGGAACAAGUGGAUGAGUGUGGGAACUAGUGGAGAACAACAGCUGUCUGAAAAAUGAAGCUUAAGGGGAGAGGGGAGGGGAGAUCCCAUCACAGCUCUGUUAACCAAGAGGCCACAAACAAACCAAUACUAGAAAACAUACCUGAAUCCUCUUUAAUUGUGGAUGACAGGAAGGAGGCACACACAAAACAUAGUAAAGAAGUUUGAUUUAGUGGCUCUGCAGGCAAUUCCUCUUCCCAUCCCUAGGGGAUUUGGAGGUGGGGAUAGAGUUAAAACUGCAAGUUGCUUUCUCUCCCUUUUGUUCCUUGGGGCUGGUGGUUAAUAAAAAAAACGGCAGGAGAGGAUAGCUAGUUAGAGAUUUCACUGACUGCUAUUUGAUGCAGUUUAAGGAGCUACUCUGCUAUUGUUUGUAGUUAAAAUGGAAAGCGGAACUGUUCUCCAUUUGCAAAAGUCUCCAGCGUCCUAGGGAAAAGAAGGCUGAGAGUGAAAAAGCUAUUAACAUGGUAAUGCUGCCUCAUUCGGCGGAGUGCAUCAAAAUCCCCUUUGUUGAUGUAAAUUGCUGCUCUAUUGCCUGGUCUCUUUCGAUCUCAUGGUCUUGGUACAAGUACUGAAAAUUGUUUGGUGAGACUUGGGUGGAGGGGAAACUGCACCUCUUAUAUCAUUUUAGGAGAUCGCCAAGCUGCCCAAGAGCACUGCAGUGGGAGACUUCUGUGCCUUUGUAAACUUGAAGUGCUCAGUGGUGAAAAGAAUCCAAUUAUUCAGUGGCUCUUUUAUUGCUGCUUUCACUCUUGAGAAAUGCUGCUCAACAAUUUGAAGACAAGGAUGGCUGGUCAAAGGGUUGAGUUAGAUUUUGAACUACGUUUCAAGUAUAUUGUGCGAACAAGGGAAAAGAUAAGUAAGCCCUAGUGAGUCUUACUCAAAGUCUCUGAUGCUUGAGAAUCCUGGGUUUGAAAUUCUAAUUUUGUAACUAUUGUUAUUUAUAUAAAGGGACAAAAUCAAAAGCCUGAAUUUGCACAUUGCUGAUUAUAUCCUCAAAUGUGGAUCUAAAUGUGUCACCUAAAAUCUGCAGUAGUACACAAAUUCUGGUUUAAACCACAUUUUAAAGAUCCAGAAAAUACUUUAAAAUACUAAUAAAGUUUCAUAUUUAUAUUCCUGUCCAGUGAAUCCAGUGUAAUGAGGCCAGGUGUUCAGGUUUAAAAGUUAUUUUUCUGUCAGAGCCACAAGCCUUGCCCUUUAAGACUGAGUAAUCUCUUUGAAAUCUAGUUCUAGUUCAUAUGUACAUUUUUCAGCAGUCAGGUUCAUUCUCCAGUCAAUUGCUUAUUUUGUUGGUGGUGUAUGAGUAAGGAGUAGUUCACUUUCACCCCCAGUUACUAUAUCCUGCCGGUGGAGGAAAAGGAAGGAGAUGUGUUUGUGUCAGGAAAGGAAACAGCCAUGAGUCAGACAAACAGCUUGUAAUAGGUGAAAUUGAGAGUACGGAACUUACUGUCAUAUAAACACCUUUGUAUCUUCAUUUACUAGAAGUGUUAUUGUUGAAGUAGACUGAUUUUCAUACCAGUUGGUGAAAAUGGUGACAUUUGUGAAAGCAUGUACCACUACCAGUUCAGAUAUCAAUGAAAAUAGAACUGAACUCAGGGAGCGGUAGAUUGCUUGGGGCACUAACUUCCAGAGAGAGGAAAGUUUUAUUUUACUUACCAGUGAUCUAAAAUGUAUGCAAUAUGCAUCUAUGCUGUGUUACUUUUCAAACUUCCUUCCUUCAAGGGAUAUUCUACAUUGAUCUCUACAUGUUUCAAAAGAUUGAGGGCAUUAGGCAUGCACAUAAUGCUGGAUGCCGGCCAGGAUUCCUGCGGCCUCACUUUUGGCCCCUGGAAACUGAGAGCCUGCUCAGAACAUAAUCAGUGCACAUUCCCCUACAGUUGCACACUGCAAGGGAAGAUCUAUCGUCCGGGACAAGCUGUUUUUCAGGGAGGUUUAUCUGCCCAUUACUGAGCUUCUAAUUGACAGGCUGCUGGCAGGCUUCUAAGGAACCCUGGAGUUCCCCACAAUACAGGUUGGAACCCGUUGCAUCAGUGAGGGGAGAAAUGAGGCAUCUUCUGCAUUUCAGUCUGACCAUUUUUUUGUUAAGUGUUCUUUAUGCUAAGGGUAUUAUUCAACAGUAUUAUUUUUAUAUUAUUAUCCUAAGAGUACUAAAGAGUUUGGUAAACCUUUUAGACUUAGGAGCCCUCUUUAACUCCAUUGUACAACGUGGGGCCAGAGGACGAGAUGGUUGGACAGUGUUCUCGAAGCUACAAACAUGACUUUGACCAAACUGUGGGAGGCAGUGCAAGACAGGAGUGCCUGGCGUGCUAUGGUCCAUGGGGUCACGAAGAGUCGGACACGACUAAACGACUAAGCAACAACAACGUGGGGCCUGUUUUUAAUUUGUGACUAGAUUUGUCUGCCCAUUUUCUAUCCCUUAAUUUUGUCUUUUGCCUUCUCUCACUUUCACUUUUUCAUUAUUUACUCUUCCCUAACUCUUCAUCUCUCACUUUUUCCAUCUCUCAUUAACAAAAUGUAAAUACGGUAGUGCUGAUGGUGGUAAAGGUAAAGGUAAAGGGACCCCUGACCAUUAGGUCCAGUCGUGACCGACUCUGGGGUUGCGGCGCUCAUCUCGCAUUAUUGGCCGAGGGAGCCGGCGUAUAGCUUCCAGGUCAUGUGGCCAGCAUGACAAAGCCGCUUCUGGCGAACCAGAGCAGCACACGGAAACGCCGUUUACCUUCCCACUGUAGCGGUACCUAUUUAUCUACUUGCACUUUGACGUGCUUUCGAACUGCUAGGUUGGCAGGAGCUGGGACCAAGCAACGGGAGCUCACCCCGUCGCAGGGAUUCAAACCACUGACCUUCUGAUCGGCAAGCCCUGGGCUCUGUGGUUUAACCCACAGCGCCACCCGCAUCCCUGCUGAUGGUGGUAGUAUGACCCUUUAUGAAAUGGUUUUCUCUCAGGUGUUCCAAACUAUUCUUUCUUGCCAGUUGCAAUUCCCUAUUCCUCCCUAUCCAGUGCAUAGGACUGGGAAGCAUGGGAAAUAAAAAAUAAAAAAUAGGAAAUGAUGUUUUGGGGUAUACUUAUUUGUGUCCAAGCCUUAAGAAUAAAGUCUACAAGGCUUCUCUUGUCAUCAGUGAGCCCUCCCCACUACUACCGUAGUCGUCCCCUACUUGCAUGGGUGAGGUUGUCAGCAGGAAGGACUGGUAGUAAAAUUCCCAUGUCUUUAAAAAAAAGUCAUUGGAUAAAGCUUGGAAAGACCACAGCUUUUUUCUAAAAAUCCUCCCAGGGAGUUCAAAAAGCACAAUGAAAUCUGAACUAAUUGCAACAUUAACCCAUCAUACUAGUAACAGAGAAAUGGAUGUAAAUAGGAUUGUAUAAGAAGUUGCCAUUUCCAGGGUCUCUUUGAACCAGAGAAGAGUGCUGGCAAACAUCUGAAUGAAACAUCAGGAAUGAAAAUGGAUCAGGGAUCUUAGUAAUGCAAUGGUUAGAGCAUACAACUUAGAAUGAUUCAAGUCACUGAAUUCCGUUGUGUCUGCACAGUCACACCAAUUUAUGCAUUUCACUAGUCAAAACAGAUGUAAGAGGUACAGCAACUACCACCACAAAAUCAGAACGCAAUGCUUGCAGCCCCCCAAGGUGGAUUGUUACCACAGCAAGUUAUUUCCAUGCUUACCGUACAUUGUUCUGCAGGAACCCUCUUUUGCCUCAUAAGUAUCCUCCUGCAUGUUAUUAGGAGGUGUGGCUAAGGAAAAUGUCACUAAACUUUUGCCCUGGCAAAAACCACAGUCUAGAAUUUAUUCAAUCUAUAGGGCUUCCUUGCUCUCCUUUACAGUCUAGGAUUGCUUUCAAGGAAAUGUAUCUGGCAGAUGAAAUCAAGAUGUGCUUAAGUGGCUUGCUGGACCAGACCCAAGCACCAAAAUUUAAUUAAAUACCUAGUUUUACAAACUAAUCUAAUACAAAAAGGAAUGUUUGCAUGAUUUCUCUUUUGUUUGGAGGUGAACUGAGUUUUGUAAAUCUUUUCUUUUUUGUGUUGAAAUGUGCGUGUUUGAUAAAGGAGAACCUUUUGUUGAAUGGCUAAGCAGGUUGUACAAAAGCUGAAAGUGUUUCUCUGCUUCUCAUCCAAGUCCUGGACAGUAAUCGCUACUCAGAAAGAGCUCUGUAAAAGCCCCCCAAGGCUGGUUUUCUUUUUUUCUUGUGUGUGUGUGGGGGGGGAUUCAGAGAACUAAGUAGACUCAGCUAGCCCACAAGGGAAACUCAUGAACCUUGGGAGCAAGGAAACUAUGCAGUCCUUGCUGUCUGAAUAAGCUUAGGAAAGCUCUCUAACCAAACUGAGCUCAGUGGCGCUGUCAGGGCAGCACUUCGGGAAAAACACCCAGAGUUCCAUGCAACAAAAGGAGUCCCAAAUACAGCAGUUAGCUUACCACAUUUUGAAGUAAUUGAAAUAAUACACAUUUCCAGUCUAGGGAGAGAGGCCCUCUUAAGUCCAUUAAGUUCCAAGUCUAGAAUUACCUAACUGCACCAUUGACUGAGCUAAAGCUUAGGUAGUGUCUGUUACAUAUACAGUGUAUUCCAGCUUUUCCACAUAUAGGAUUACACAUUGCUGAAAGCUGUGCUUCAUGUACUGUAUUUGUUUACUCUGCCCUAGUUUAUCCUGCACUGAUUUUAAAAGCUGAGGAUGUGCUUUUGACUAUAGAUACUGGUAUAUACACACACACUACAAAGCACUGUACCCACUCAUUUUAAAAUUUACUGGCAAGGGGGCAUGGUGAUGGUAACAACAGCAGAAAGUGGGAAGAGGGCAUUUUCCUCCUUCCUCCCCUCCUCUUGUUUGUCAGGCAUCAGGACAAAGAGCCCUGAUAAGGUUCAAGCCAUGGGUUGCUCUUUAAGUCCCAGUGUCUGACAUAAAGGGAGAAGGAGAAGAAGGGGGAAAGGUCCCUGCUAGGGAAUAGGAGAUAAAUUUGAUUUUGUUUGCAUUUUUAUGAAAAGCUACCUGAUUCACAGUUAUUGAACCAGCACAUGAACCAAAACACAGUUGUGCUAUAUAUAAAAAAAUCCUAGUUCUCUGAAUUUUGCAAUGCACGUCUAAAACCAAACAGUGUGUAGGGUGUGUAGUAGUGCAAACAACAUUAAAAAAAUACUUGAGGGAAUUGCUUGCAAUACAGUGGUACCUCAUGUUGCGAACAGGAUCCGUUCUGGCAGCCCAUUCGCAACAUGAAAAGCUUGCAACAUGAAGCGCUGCAUCUGCGCACGCGGGUGACAAAAUGCGGCGUUUCUGCACAUGCACAAAGCGUGAUUUAGCGCUUCCGCGCAUGUGCGCCGGUUACGGACGCGCUGAACCCAGAAGUAACCCGUUCCGGGACUCCUGGGUUUGGCGUGUCCGUAACCUGAAAAGACGCAACAUUGAAGCGGACGUAUCAUGAGAUAUAACUGUAAUGUGUCUUAGUCAAAGCUGCUUGCAAAAAAGUUGCACUAAAAUGCUUACAAAUUUCCGUGAGGAUUUUUCUUUUUUUAAAAAAAAUACAGAUUGCAGAAAUGAAUUUAGGAUUUGAUAAUUGAGAAGAACCAAAAUUUACAAUUUUGUCCAACAAAACUUAGCACUGCUAAUCAUUGUUAUUCUGCGCUAGUAAGUAAAUGAAAGAUGGGAAAGUUGCAGGAAGUAGAGCCAGACCCUGUGACAGGUAGAGGCAGCUAAUUCUAAGUUUGCUCCCAUCCAUUUCACGGCUAAGUUUGACAAGGACAGCACUGAGGAAGAAGCUGACAGUGCCACCCUUUGGACAGGUUGUAAUUAAGAAAUCAGACAAGUUGGGGCUGGCUGAGGGAAGACUGAGCUUGGUGGGACAGUGCCCCACUUGCUCUGAUGAACCCUCACCCAGCUGCAUAUUUUCUUUCCCUUUGGAAUAGCUCUUCGAGUCAGUUCAGCCUACGGCUUUUGCAGUCUUCCUUCUAAUGUCCAGAUGAUGGACAAAAAAACUAGAUGCAAUUUCAAGGGAUCCUCAAAAGCACACCUAAAAACUAGAUGCGUGUUUGACAAUAACCAAAGUGAAAAUGAAACUAAAAGGGCUGUUUGGUUCACUGUCACUUUUCUUUUUUCCAUUUAAAAAUAUGUUUGCAAACACCUUGAACCACUGUAAACUAGCCCCAUCUGGACCAUUAAAGUUGAAGCGAAAAAGAACAAUCAUAGUUGUUAUACUUCACCAAGCUAAGCGAGAACAAAAAGUAGAUUAAACACACAGAAGGCUUAAAAGCUCUUUUUGUACAGGGCUUUUCCAUCUGAGAUCUCACGAGAGCCUCCCAGGGCCUGGUAAACAGACUUGAGAGCUUUUAAACCAGGCAUCCCCAAACUUCGCCCCCCCCCAGAUGUUUUGGACUACAAUUCCCAUCAUCCCUGACCACUGGUCCUCUUAGCUAGGGAUCAUGGGAGUUGUAGGCCAAAACAUCUGGAGGGCCGCAGUUUGGGGGUGCCUGUUUUAAACUCUCGGCCUCCCAUGUGCUUAAUUUGUGCAAUUUCAGCCUUCCAGCCGGCCAUCAAGCAUGUAAAGUUGAAAUUGUGCAACUUACAUGUGUUUAAGUUACAAGUUGUCUGUAUUGCACAAAACAUAUGAUUCACAAAACAUUAUAUGUCAGUGUGCAAUUGAAAUCUUCAAUAGUGGACUUCGAAAUCAUUGGUGCCGAGUUGUUUUUUUAUAUUGUUGAAAUGUAGGAAUUGAUCUUUGCUUUGCAAAUUCAGCCCCAAAGCAUGACUCAUGUGCCCUUCAGGGUUUUCAGAACUAAACUGUCCCCACAACCAUAACCAGAGAGAAGCUUUCCCUUGUUGUUCUCUUAAUAAUUAUGCUGUACUCAUAUGUUUUUCGUAAAGCACUGGAGCAAAUGCUGCCAUAACUUGUUUCCAAGAGGCUUUUACACACCGUCCUUGAAGGUCCUGUAUUGAUGUGAGCUUAUGUUUUGUGUCAGUAAAACCUCCUGGGGAUGGAAACAUAAAACAGCAUGAUUUAGGUAUUUGUUAGACCUGCUUGCCUCCAUGAGCAAUUUGCUGGUUGUGGCACAGAAGAUACUAGGGUUUUUAAUGCUUUUUUACUAGAUGGCUCUAUGGUGAAAUUAAUUUUAAUUGCAAACGCCAUGCCAUGCUCAAUGUGAGGUUGUUUUGAACACAUUCAGAAACACAAAAUCUGAUAGAGUAACCUGGAAAUGAUCCUAUGUCAGAGGUUGCCAAACUGUUUUUAGCAAGUGGACACAUUUAGAAUUUUGAGAACGUGACAUGGGUGCCAGUCACAAAAUGGCUGCCACAUCUGAAAGAGCAGAGAAAAGAAACAGGACACCAAAGGAUGCAGACAUGUCCCCGCGUCAGGUGCCCCAUCAAUGGAAAAAAUGGUCUGUUGCGCUAGCUCACAGAGAGAAGCUCUUUGUAGCUCUCCUCUGUGCAGAACAGAAGAAAGGGUGGGAACAGAAGAAAGGGUGGGUGACCUUGUGCACGGCAGAUUUCUGAGGGGAUAUUCAAGACUUUCUGUGGAUGCCAUAGGAGGUACUGGCAGGCAUACUGGCACCCACAGGCAGACCAGGGAACUGUGUUCUAAUAUAGCAUCAGAAAAUGGUGACUGCCAAACAGAAUUCUUGCCACAUCUACAAAGCUGACAGCGUUGGUGAAACCAGCAAAGAAAGAUGAGCAGUUUUAUUGCCCCUUUUGGCCUUCCUGAAGAAGGCCCUGCAUUCUCCAUCCCUGCAAGGUGAGCUGGCUGCUGCCUUUGUAUUUUUUUCUUUAAUUAUGCCAUCAUCCUGCAGUUACUCUCUAGUUUGUAAGGUUCGGGGGGUGUCUCACAGCUAUGGGAUUUCAAAAUAAGAAUAGGGCUGUGUGAGAAAGAUUAAGCUCAUUAGCUCCUUAUCUAUUAUGGUUCAAUGUCUGUAGGUGGCAUCAGGUCUAUCUAUCUAUCUAUCUAUCUAUCUAUCUAUCUAUCUAUUUGGAGCAUUUGUACCCUGCUCUUCAGCCAAGUAGGUUACCAGUGGGGCUUGCAUGCAGUCAAUAAAAGCAAGACAGUCUCUGCCUGCAGGCUUACAAUCUUAAAAAAAACACAACACACAAGGGGAAAGGGACAAGGAGGGAAGAGGAAAGAAAUUUCCAGUAAACUCAGCUACUAAUCCUUAAACAUUUGUUCUCAUAAUGAACAGUUCUUAUAAUUUCUGAACACAAUUCAAAGUGUUGGUGCUGUUUUGCUCCCUGGCUUUUAACAUCUGGUCUCUCCACCCCUGCCUUCCCCCGGUAAUUAUUAUUUUUUAGCAUUUAUUUUCACUUUGUGUUUAUUAGACAUUGUAAACUACCCUGGAAAUUUUGAUUCAAGGUAUAAAUAUACGUUACAUAAAUAAAGGUACAUUUAGUCGCUAGUGCCUCUAAAAUCUACAAGUGCUAAAAAAACAAUCACAGCAAUAAGAAUCUAUAGAUCUGUAGCUUUUCCCUGUCUAGUUUCCUCCAGAUGUGGCUAAACUACAACUCCCAUUAUCCCUCAACAUAGUCCAUGCUGACUGCAGCUGAUGGGAAUUGUAUUCUAAAACGUCUGGAGGGCACCAGAUUGGACAUGGCUGCUAUAGAUGAUCAGUAUCAUGUCUGAUUGUUUCAUUUAUAAAUUUGUACUUUGGUAGUGGCCCCGUCACUAUGGAACUCCCUCCUAAGGGAUGUGAGUUUCACCCCCUCUUUGAUUGUGUUCAAAAGGGCCUUAAAACCUGCUGUUCCAAACAGAUUUUAAUUGAAUUCGCUUGCUGCUCUAUCAUUUUUAUUUCUGCUUUUAUCUAUGGUAUUUUGGUUGGAUGGUUUAAAGUUGUUUAUAUAAUCUUAACUGUAAAUGGCCCUGAGGGUUCUUCCAGUGCUGAAAGGCAGAAUAAAAAUACCUAAAUAAAUAAAUAUACAGAAACUAAUCAGGCCCGGUACAGACCAUCUACAAUUAAAACUGAGUGAACAAAUAAGAUUAAAAACAUUAGUGAAAUUGUCUGCUGUUGAAAUGCAACUUCGGUUAAUUCAGCAGAAAGUUUUACUGAGAAUUUGUUCGUCCCUGAGUAAGUUUCUUGAGGUUGAGGUUGACUACAAAUGAUCUCUGUUGGAAGUGUGACAAGCCACAGGCUAAUUUAUCCCAUAUGUUCUGGCACUGCCCUGUCAUCUCACCAGUCUGGAAAGUAGUGGGAGAUUGCAUAAACAUUACCUUAUCCGCAGGAUCUAACGCUUACCUUAAAUCGUUUAAUAUUUGGAUACAUAUCAGCCAUCUGGACACUCCCAAAAAAAUAUAGUGAAUGGAUUGCUAGGUUAGUGGUUGUGAGAAUAAUCCUCCCAACACUGAAAUGAAAUGAAAACUCUCCAAUAUUGAGCAGUGGUUGGAAGAAGUCUUUGUUAUUGCUAGAAAAUUAAAUUAAAUAUUUUAUAAAAUAUUAAAUUCACCUGAUGUUCAAUUUUAAAAGUUACAAGUUUCUGGAGAAUUGUGAAAAUGAGCUAAAAUAAAAGUGAGAAUUGAUCAUCUUUUCCCCUCAUUUCUUAUUCUUCUUCCCCCUGCCCCUGCUUUUCUUCUUUGGUCUCUCUCUCUCUCUGUCUCUUUUGUACUUCAUAUCAGUUGGAUAGGAUUCAAAGGACUAGGAAGCUGGAAUGGUAACCUAAAGAGGAGCAGUUGUAAAUCUGUUAUUUCCAGAUUUUUUUUUUUAAAGUUUAAGGAAUAAUAGUGACUGCUUGAUUUGGAAACCUAGGUUAAUACCAUCUGUCUCAAAGCUUGUAGAGUAAACUGGCAACUUAAGCACAUUUAACUUGUGCAUAUUCAGCAUCAUACGCUUGGGGGGGGGGCUUUUAUUUAUUUAUUUUUUAAAAAGAGAUGGGCAUCCAGGAAGAAAGACUAAUCCCACCUGCCAUUGCAUGCAAUGUGUUUUGGCUAUACACGAUUUUGGCCUUAGGCGUGAUCUCACUGUGGGUUUACUGUAAUUGAUUAAAAAGGUAAAGGUACCCCUGACCGUGAGAUCCAGUCGCGGAUGACUCUCUGUAAAUGGCCAUGUUUUCUGGAGCAUGUUCCACACCACCCAUGGUUAUAAUAAUCAGCUCUGUUGAACUCAGUAUUAUUUUGAUUGACCAGCUUCAUUGGACAUCCCUGCUUAUGACAGCUUUCUCUUCUUAACAAAAUGGAAUGAAAUGAUGAGGAUACUGUAACCUACAGCUCCCUAUAACCUUACCAUCUGUUCAAGAGGGAAAUAGAACCACACUUUGGAAUGCUAACUUUAAGUUUCCUUAGAUAUACUUGAACUGCCAUAGAGUGGAAAGCCAUCUAUAAGUAGCAACAACGGUGAACUUCAGAGUUACAACAACUUACUAUUCUCUCUAAAUUGCUAAGAACUCCUACCUACCGUAUAUUCCGGCGUAUAAGGCGACUGGGCGUAUAAGACGACCCCCCUAAUUUUCAAGUUAAAAUAUAGAGUUUGGGAUAUAAUCGCCAGGGAGGGGAGGCUGUCUUCUCCAGCACUCAAGUCUGCAGCAAGGGAAAUGGUGGAUUUUGGGGUUUUGGCCUGUUUAUAUUUAAGUGAUAUUAUACCAGAAUUCAUUUAGUGUCCCAAAGGGCAAUAGAUGCUGUCUGUCACUACUGGGAGUAGCUAGAAGGAAGAUGCAUUGGAUCGUAGAUAAGGAGACAGUGGAAAUAGAACAGUAUUUUUCUAUUCAAUCCCAGGCAU
This is a messenger RNA of Zootoca vivipara (common lizard), 12691 nucleotides long. The record is from RefSeq and is a predicted model, not a curated record. Lineage: Eukaryota; Metazoa; Chordata; Lepidosauria; Squamata; Lacertidae.